This is a messenger RNA of Wyeomyia smithii (pitcher-plant mosquito), 480 nucleotides long. Its product is annotated as U6 snRNA-associated Sm-like protein LSm5. Gene Ontology annotation, molecular function: RNA binding. NCBI's taxonomy places the organism in Eukaryota, Metazoa, Arthropoda, Insecta, Diptera, Culicidae. Gene Ontology annotation, biological process: mRNA splicing, via spliceosome. Gene Ontology annotation, cellular component: U4/U6 x U5 tri-snRNP complex; Lsm1-7-Pat1 complex; U6 snRNP. The transcript has 3 exons. Bases 145 to 423 code for a protein of 92 amino acids. The record is from RefSeq and is a predicted model, not a curated record.
UACUAACAAAAAAUUUAUUGUAAACGAACCAACGUAAAUACGCGGAAAACGUUUACAGCCGGUUAGCAGGAACGUGUGAAAACGGCCCAACUUACGUUUUAUGUAGAUAUUCAAUCUAUUCAAUCAAGGUUUCAGUGAUUAAAAAUGGCCCAAACAACAAUUUCCAACCAAUCGACUCUUCUACCUCUCGAGUUGGUGGAUAAAUGUAUCGGUUCUAGAAUACACAUUAUAAUGAAGAAUGAUAAAGAAAUUGUCGGAACGCUGCUGGGAUUUGACGAUUUUGUCAACAUGCUGCUGGAGGACGUUACAGAAUACGAAAAUACCCCGGAAGGGCGACGAAUUACAAAGUUAGAUCAGAUUCUACUAAAUGGGAACAACAUAACCAUGUUGGUGCCUGGAGGAGAGCUAACAGAAACUACUUAAAAAUAAGCAAGUAUUUUUUAGACUCAACAAUUUAUUAAAACAAUGUGGUUAAGCAGA